UCUAGGUGUCGCUGUUGACCACGUCUGCCUCCCACCCAUGAGUCAAUUCGUCCAUGUGAUGUGAAAAGAGGCUGCGUCUCAAGGCCAUUUUCAAAUUUCAUUGGUGAGCUUGUCAUGUGGUAGAGAGGCAUCCUGAGCAACACGGAGAUUGUUGUGCUAGAUAUGUCAACCUACAAAGGACAUCUCUCUCCUUUUUAAAACUUCUCCAAAAAUGUCCUUUCCCAACAGCUCUCCUGCUGCAAAUACGUUUUUAGUUGAUUCGUUGAUUGGCGCUUGCAGAACAGACAGCUUUUACUCCAGCAGCAACAUGUACAUGCCGUCCGGUGCAGAUAUGGGAACUUAUGGAAUGCAAACCUGUGGACUCCUGCCGUCUCUCGGUAAACGAGGGGACGUCAACCACCAAAAUAUGGGCAUGAAUGUCCACUCUUACAUACCUCAAAUUGAUAACUGGACAGAUCCGAAUAGAUCUUGCAGAAUAGAGCAACCAUCCAACCAGAUGCCCAAUUGCACAUUUUCACAAAACAUUAAGGAGGAGAGUAAUUACUGCAUGUAUUCAGACAAGAUAGCAAAGGUCAACUCGUCCGAUGUCCCUGUAUAUUCUAAUAUAAUCCCCGAAUCGUGUUCAGUUGAUGGCCCCGAGAUCCCUGUUCCGGGCUAUUUCAGACUGAGCCAAACUUACGCGAGUGGGAAACACCAGGACUAUGGCCACGAGAUGGCGAGUCCAAACACCACAUUGAUGCAGCUCAACAGAAUGACUCCCAAACCGCAGUUGUCUUCCUUUGUCGAAGUGGAAAAGAAAACAGCUGAUAUACCGCAUAACCGUGAGAUCAGCAGGACACCCAUCCCCGCGGAAAGCCCGGAUCCAAAGUCGAGCGCGCAGGAGGAGAAGAAUUGCUCCACUGAAGCAUCAGUCUCCAGCCCAGAGUUGCCAAAGAAGGAAGCGAAAGACAACAAAACUGACCCUCCAACGAGCAAUUGGUUGACUGCAAAAAGCGGCAGGAAGAAAAGAUGCCCCUACACAAAGCACCAGACGCUGGAAUUGGAAAAGGAGUUUUUAUUCAACAUGUACCUGACUCGAGAGCGCCGUCUAGAGAUCAGUAAAGGCGUCAACCUCACCGACAGGCAAGUCAAGAUCUGGUUUCAAAACCGCAGGAUGAAGCUCAAGAAAAUGAGCAGGGAAAACCGAAUUCGGGAACUUACCUCAAAUCUCACCUUUUCGUGAGCAUGCUUACAAAUGCUUGUUUUAUUGGCCUUUUCCUCUCUCUUCAAAGUAGUGCUGUGGCAGCAUUGGACUUGUUUUUUUGUUUUGUUUUUUCACUGAAACUGUGACUGUAUUUGCUAUUUUUGUCUCAUUUACAUUGUGACGCAUUGUGUAUUUUGAAUGUUUCAUCACAGGGUACAUACAGGAGGCUAGGUCUUAAAUUAUUAAAAUAUAGUAGGUAUUCAUUAUUGGACUGUUUGGUUUGAUUGAGUCUAAGGAAGUCACAGUGACUUGUUUGUAAGAUAUUUUUUUCGGACAUGAAAGCACAUUAAUAGUGGUUGAAUAGUUAAACAUUCGUUUAAGAGUUAAGCGCAAACCGUCAGCU
Molecule: messenger RNA, 1586 nt
Organism: Oncorhynchus masou masou (cherry salmon)
Lineage: Eukaryota; Metazoa; Chordata; Actinopteri; Salmoniformes; Salmonidae
Gene: hoxd10a
Product: homeobox D10a
Exons: 2
Coding region: 212-1222 (336 amino acids)
Biological process (GO): regulation of transcription by RNA polymerase II
Cellular component (GO): nucleus
Molecular function (GO): DNA-binding transcription factor activity, RNA polymerase II-specific; RNA polymerase II cis-regulatory region sequence-specific DNA binding
Source: RefSeq, a predicted model, not a curated record